This is a messenger RNA of Alternaria postmessia, 1437 nucleotides long. RefSeq lists its product as uncharacterized. The transcript has 2 exons. NCBI's taxonomy places the organism in Eukaryota, Fungi, Ascomycota, Dothideomycetes, Pleosporales, Pleosporaceae. The record is from RefSeq and is a predicted model, not a curated record. Bases 1 to 1437 code for a protein of 478 amino acids.
AUGACAACCACCCCGAUUGGCAGUCCCGCCCACCAGGCGUCUAUCGAGCCAGAGAUGCCAACGCCGCAGCGCAAAGAUAAGGGCAAGGCGCCUGCCACCAGCUCGUCUGUCCACGACUUCACCGACAUCGCUAGCGAUAGCGAGAGCGGCCUUUCCGACGAUCCCGCUCCAUUCGCAGGUCGAGAACUCAAAAACAAGCCAAACUCUCCACACGAGAAGUUCGCUCCCCACGACACCGACCCGUCCAAGAUCGAGGCCUCUUUUAAAAUCAAGUUGCCAGAUGGCAGCGGCUGGUUCACGCAAACUGAUAUCAUCCCAGAGCAGCGAGACUCUGCCGACGAGGAUCUCUACGAUGCGCGUGCUAGCGUCUUCUUUCCCGACCUAGAGAGCCGCAAGGUACCAAAGAAGGAUAAAGAGAAGAAGAGCGAUGUCGUAGUCCGCUGGAACAAGGUCGCUGCUUUCCGCUGGGAGCGCGACUUCAAGGGCAACCACGAGGUCUUUACUCCUAGCAUAGCUCUUCGCCGGUUCAACGCCCGUACACACGCCUAUGAGCACAUUCACAUCGGCAUCUCAAAGCUCAAAGACAUCGAUCCCAACGACAAGGUCUGGAAAGAUGCGUACAACAAGUGGAUCGACCAGAUCUCGCGGCGCUCAAACGCAGACUACGAAAAGAAGAAGACGCGGGAUCACUGGACGGCUGGCGAGAUCUGCGCCAUGUACACAGCCAUCAACGCCUUUAUCCACGACAACGGCAUCGAUGCAUACGAUACCAUGACUUCGGCGGACCUCCAAGCAAUCACCGAUGCGAUCAACGCUGUUGGUGGAAAAGCGCGCGGACUGGACGCUCUACGUGGCCAGAUCACGUCCGCUCACGAGACCAAGAACCACACCAUGUGGUAUCUCCGCGAGCACGCUCGCGACUUCCGGCUGAUGAUUGAGGGUGGCGGCGAGGUCACUGACGACGAGCGGUAUCCCGAACACAUCAUUCCCUUGUCCGAGUUUCCACUCGAGAAGCGUGUCAAUCACCGGAAGAGCGGACGGACACGUAGAACUGGGACGUACAAGAGCAAGUUCCGAUCGGUUGGCACACAGACUGAUGACGAUAAUGUUUACCGCGAUGAUGUGUACAGUGCAGCUGGCAACAACAACGCAGUAUCCACAAGUCGUUCCAAGAAGCGUAAGCGCGCUGCGCCGGCUUCUGAUAGUGAAAAGGAUGAGGAUGUGACGGAGCCUGAGGACAACGAAGAGAUGGAGGUCGAGCAUGGCUAUGGCAGUGAGGCUCGCUGGAGUUCAGACAACGAAGAGGGUAACGGCGACGAGGCGGACGAGGUCGACGUCGUUGAUUCUCCUCCACAAGUCAAGAAGCCUCGCCUGGCUGCGCGCGCCGAAGAACUUGCCCGCCAGUUACUCGAAGAAGACUCUGAUGAAGAGCUGUAG